Molecule: messenger RNA, 651 nt
Organism: Penicillium olsonii
Lineage: Eukaryota; Fungi; Ascomycota; Eurotiomycetes; Eurotiales; Aspergillaceae
Source: the annotation of a GenBank genome assembly
AUGUACUUCUCUGCCGCAUCAAGUGAGGAUGACAGCAAGCACUGUGUGGGAGCCGCCACUUCUUCCAGUAUCACGGGCCCCUUUACCCCAGCAGAGAACGCCGUGGCAUGUCCCCUUGACCAAGGCGGGGCCAUUGAUGCCGACGGUUUCGAGGAUGGGGGAACUUAUUAUGUCGUAUACAAAGUGGAUGGGAACAGUCUCAAUGGGGACGGAAGCACCCACCCCACCCCGCUGAUGCUGCAAGGGCUGAACUCCGAUGCUGUGACCCCUAACGGCGACCCCACCCAGCUGCUCGACCGCGAUGACACCGAUGGACCCCUCAUCGAGGCGCCAAGUCUCACAAACGUGGAUGGUACAUACUACCUCUCGUUCUCGUCCAAUAUGUACGAUACCGAUAAGUAUGAUGUGAGUUAUGCGACGGCUUCUUCCCUCACGGGUCCGUAUACCAAGGCGAGGGAUCCCGAUGCUCCCUUGGUUGUGUCUGGAGACGCGAGUGAUGUGGGGGACCUGUCAGGACCUGGCGGAUCCGACUUCCUUGACGGAAGCAAGAUUGUAUUCCACGCAUUUGAGAAUGGCAAGAAUAUCGACGAUGGACGUGCUAUGUAUGUCGCUGAUAUCCACGCCGCCGGUGGCGUGAUUAAUUUGGUGUGA